AUUUUCUUCACCAUUUUAUGCUGCUUUCCUCAGGUUUAUCAAGGGCGCACACUUGAUGGAUGUAUUGUGGCCAUAAAAGUUCAACGACCAAACUUGCUACAUUCAGUUGCUAGAGAUAUCUAUAUUCUUCGUGUUGGGGGUACAUGGUGCGUGGGGAUCAUCGAAGGACAUAAGGGUAGGCAAAGGACAUGGGUGCACAUGACCAAAGGUUGGUGACUGCAAGCUGUGAGCGAUCAACAAGUCAGUAGAGCUUAAUUUUUUGAAGAAAGUAGCGAAAAGAAAGAAUGAUCUUUACCUUUAUGCUGACGAGCUUGGCAAAGGAUUAUUUGGUGAGCUGGAUUACAGAAUAGAAUCUGCAAAUGCCUCCGAGUUCUUGGUAGCUAAGAAGCUCACUUCCAGUAUUCUUUUAUGUUGGUUCCAAAAGUGCUUAGAAAUUUGACGAGGAAAAGAGUUUUGACAAUGGAGUGGAUGGUAGGUGAAAGUCCCAACAGCCUACUCGUACGGUCUGGUGCAUCCAGUGAAGCGGUGGAUGAAUUCACAGAGGUUCAACAACUGGAGGCAAAAAGAUGUCUACUUGAUUUGGUUAGUAAAGGAGUGGAAGCAACAUUAGUGCAGCUACUUGAGACAGGCUUAUUGCAUGCUGAUCCGCAUCCUGGGAACUUGCGCUAUACACCUGAAGGAUGCAUUGGAUUUUUGGAUUUUGGUCUUCUUUGCCGGAUGAAACAAGAACACCAAAUUGCUAUGCUUGCAUCCAUUAUCCAUAUCGCAUAUGGAGAUUGGGGAGCUCUUGUUUGUGAUUUGGCCUCGAUGGAUGUUGUAAGGCCAGGAACUAAUCUCCGUCGUGUGACAGCGGAUUUGGUUGAGGCCUUAGGUGAGGUCGACUACAGAGAAGGAAUCCCUGACAUCAAAUUCAGUUUGGUUCUUGGCAAAAUUUGGUCUAUAGCACUUAAGUAUCACUUCCGUAUGCCACCGUAUUAUACUCUUGUAUUGCGCUCACUGGCUUCAUUGGAGGGAUUGGCAGUAGCGGCUGACAAUAACUUCAAAACUUUCCAUGCUGCAUACCCUUAUGUUGUCAAAAAACUUCUUUACGACAAUUCAGCCUCUACAAGAAGAAUCUUAUAUUCGGUCAUCUUCAACGGGAAAAGGGAACUCCAAUGGAAGAAUAUCUUAUUAUUUCUGAAAGUAGGAUCCCUUCGAGGAGGACCAAUGGGGAUUAGCAUGAGCGCAAGUAAUGAGCCCGCAAGUCAAACAAGUGAGCAUGAUGUUUCCGAGCUAUUGAACAUAAUCUUAAGGCUUCUACCAUCAAAGGAUGGUGCUGUCCUAAGAAGAUUGGUGGUGACAGCGGACCCAGUUUCCCUCUGUAGUGCUAUGAUUUCAAAAGAAGCCAUCUUAUUCCGUCAACACAUCAGCAAUGUUCUUGCUGAUGUAAUUUACGCUUGGAUGAGCAAAACCAUCAUGAGGGAUAACAAACCCUGGAGCCCCUACAAGGCUCAGACCAUUGAACUGGAAGAACAAACCAAAACUACUACCCUUUCUCAGCUUUAUACUAUAAUGAGAGACCGCAGGGUCAAAGUCAUAUUUUACAGGAUGGUAAGGGAAGUAAGAAGACAUCCUGUGUUGCUGCUCAGAUCAUGCUGGAGCUGUUUCACCAUCGCUGUGAUGGCUUUGCUGAUUUCAGUGCCUCGCUUUAUUGCGCACUGCACUGAAUCAUUCUUCAACUCUCUUGCUUUUGUGCCUCGCCGAAUUGCAGUCGGCUUGCAGCAAACCUUCUAGACUUGCUUUUCGGUAAACUUUGGGACUCUGUGUAUUUAUGUAUAGAUGUAAGUGUGAUUUAUGUUGAGGAUAUUGAUUUUGUCAAGGUUUUUAUUUUUUGAACUUAUGUGAUGUAAUGCGCAUCCUUAUACAUCUAUCUUUUUUGCACAA
This is a messenger RNA of Dendrobium catenatum, 1923 nucleotides long. Its product is annotated as protein ACTIVITY OF BC1 COMPLEX KINASE 3, chloroplastic. The coding region runs from base 409 to 1773 and encodes 454 amino acids. Lineage: Eukaryota; Viridiplantae; Streptophyta; Magnoliopsida; Asparagales; Orchidaceae. The transcript is spliced from 12 exons. The record is from RefSeq and is a predicted model, not a curated record.